Molecule: messenger RNA, 666 nt
Organism: Ambispora leptoticha
Lineage: Eukaryota; Fungi; Glomeromycota; Glomeromycetes; Archaeosporales; Ambisporaceae
Source: the annotation of a GenBank genome assembly
AUGAACAGUUCAGAAAAACUUGCAGAAAUAUGCGAGCAACUAGAUACAACAGCUCUCGAAUAUCUCGAUCUCAUUUCCAGUUACGAAGAGCAAUGGAAACGAAUUAGUAAAGAAUUAGAAAAAGGAUUUCUAUCACUAGCUCACGCAAAAUAUGCUAUGGGGCCGAGUUCAUUAACUCAACAUCAAUAUGAUGGACGAAUGAAAGCAGAUACCAGAAUUUUAAUAUCUGAAGAUCAAGAAGCCAAUAAUGAAUUAGGACAAAAUAAUAGUCGUCAAAUUAUCUUGAUCAAUGUUAGUGAUCCAGAAUUAGAUGUGUUAUCCACUGAUGAUAUUGUUGAUAAACCGUUAGAAACUGGCGGGUUGAGACAACGCAAUGUCAGAAUUUCUGAAAAAGAAAAUGAAAAACUUAACUUCACAAAAAAAGGUUUCAUCAAAAAUCCACUCAACUGGUUUGGAGUUUUGGUUCCAUCUUCAUUAAGAGAAUCACAAAAUAGUUUCAAACAAGCAACAACACCUAGGCAAGAACAAGCAUAUCCUAAUGCGUUAGAUUUAGAUUUUGAAAAACGAUAUCAAGAGUUUGUAGCGUCAUCUGUGAUGGAUGCAAUUGAAGAACAAGAUGAUGAGGAAACAGAUUACAAAGACGAUUCUUCGGAAGGAGACCGCUAG